Drosophila albomicans is the source of this 4682-nucleotide messenger RNA. Its product is annotated as protein bric-a-brac 1. The record is from RefSeq and is a predicted model, not a curated record. Gene Ontology annotation, biological process: regulation of transcription by RNA polymerase II. Gene Ontology annotation, cellular component: nucleus. Gene Ontology annotation, molecular function: protein binding; DNA binding. Lineage: Eukaryota; Metazoa; Arthropoda; Insecta; Diptera; Drosophilidae. The coding region runs from base 692 to 2497 and encodes 601 amino acids. The transcript has 2 exons.
GCGCAAAGUAAAUUAUACUAAAAAAAUCCAAUUUAAACACACAAUUUGAACAUCGAUUUUAGAUGUGUAAACCGUGCUCGCGGUAAACGCGUAAAAGGCGUAUUAUUUUAUGUUAAUGGGCAAUGCAAAUGAACAACCUAGCAUUUUCAACGAUAUUCCAAAAGAAUCGUUGAUAUUUCAAAUAAAAAAACACGCGCGUUGCGCGUCGCGUACAAAACAUAUUCAAAAAAGUUUUGUUUGCUGCCUAUGUGUGUGUGUGUGAAUGUGUAUAUGUGCUGAUGGCUUUAUUAAACAUUAACAUUGCGAAAAAUCAAUACACAUUGUGUUCGUAAGCCUUGUCCGUGUGUGUGUUUGUGUGUAAAGCCUUUAGUCUAAGAUUAUUGUUAAACAAUCAAAUAAAAACGAAGAGAGCGGAAGGACAACGUGAAAAAGAAGGUGUCUGUUUGAGGGAGAAGGUGAAGAAGGGGGACCUGAAACACGCGCCCAACGCAUUCAACACACGACGCAAGUUAGACGAGUUGCCAUCUUGUGCUUCCAUCACGAGCUUCCAGCGACUUCCAUUGACAUUGCGAAUUGAAGGUUGGAGUCACGCAUCCUAUUUCCAAUUUGGUAUUUCCUGGUUUUCCCAGCCUGGCGAGGAUUGAACGAACGAUUGAAUCAUUGAUCAUCGACUCGCUUGGCGUCGUUCACAAUGAGCGCCGCGACACAAGAGUUUUGCGUGCGAUGGAACAGUCACCUGGGCAGCAUUGGAGCGGCGUUUCCCCAGCUGUUGGCCGGCCAGAGAUUCGUGGAUGUGACGCUGGCCUGUGAGGGCCAUCAGGUGCACUGUCAUCGCCUUGUGUUGGCCGCCUGCUCCACAUACUUUGAGGCCAUACUCGCGGAGAAUCCAUGCAAGCAUCCGGUGAUCAUAUUGCCCAGCGAAAUCAAGCUGUGGGAGAUUCAGGCGCUCGUCGAUUUCAUGUACAAGGGCGAGGUGAAUGUGACGCAGGCGGGAUUGGGACAGUUGUUGCGUUGUGCCGAACAGUUGCGCAUUCGUGGUCUCUACGGCUCGGAGGCGGCCAUCAACUAUAAGCAAUUGCAGCAGAUGCGACAGGAUCUGGCGACGGCAGAGACAACGACAACGGCGGGCGCCACAUCAUCCGUAACAUCAGGAGGAGCAGCAACAGGGGCAGCGGCAGCAGCCACAGCAGGAGGAGCACCAGCAACAAUAACGGCAACAACGCUCAAGCAAGAGCAUCAGACGGUGCAACAGUUGCAGUUGGACAGCACAGAAACAGAGGAUACGGCAACCAAUUCAACGACAUCGACGACGACGACAAGCACCACAACAGCCAAGCAACAGCAGCAACAGUUGUUCAAGGAGCAGCAACGACAACAGCAGCAGCAACGACAGCAAACCAAUGGCAAAGAUGCGCUUCAGCUGCAACUGUUGCAACAGCAACAACAGUUGCAACAACACCAACAACAGCAGCAGCAGCAACAACAACAACAGACAAAUGCAGGUUCCUCGGCGGCAGCGUCAAACAAUUCAAAUGCGCCCACAGAAGACGAUUCAGCGGAUGAUGCGAGCAACAAUUGGAAUGCGUACAGUGAACACUACGAGGACAACAAGCUGAGCGUGCAACUGUUGCAGCAACAACAACACCAGCAGCAGCAACAACUGCAACAACAACAUCAGCAACAGCAACAACUGCAGCUGCAACAUCAUCUCGAUUCGACCAUCGAGGAUGAUCACAACUAUGUGGCCGCCCACGAUGAGGAUAACGAUAGCAGCGGCUUUGCCGGCAUCCACAAUUCAUCGCAACUGAAUGCCCUCUCGCUGUCAGCGAUGGACACCGAUCUGGAGACAUCGGCGAACACAUCGGGAUCCUCGCUGUUGCACAGCUCCAUCGAGGGCUACACAUCGUAUAAGCGGGUGCGACGCUCGGAGGCAUCGUUGGCCCAGGCCGCCAAAUGCGUCUCGAAGGGUGAAACCUUUCAGACGGUCAGCAACAUGUUCAACAUACCCGUCUCCACCAUACGCUUCUACAUGGCCCGCAAGGGCAUUCUGCCCAAGCGCAAGCGUGGCCGUGGCGCCUCCCAUGCCGGCAGCACCAUAACCACCACAAAUUCGGGCGGCAACUCGGCAUCAGCAGCGGCGGCGGCGGCAGCUGCAGCGGCAGCAGCAGCCACAAUGGCAGCAGCCACCACGUUGGGCAGUCUAUCAACAGCCGGAGCGCAUCAUUUGCCUCAACAACAACUCCAUCACAACAUGCCGCUGGAUGUGAUGCAAUUGAAACGUUUAAGCAAUGCAGCCGGCGGUGGCGCCACAUCAGCAGCAGCAGCAGCUGGUGGCAGUCCAACAGCGGCGGCAGCAGCAGCAGCGAUGGCAGCAGCUGUGGCAGCAUCGCCGUCCGGUCUUGAGGUGGCAACAGCGGCGGGCGUGCCAUUUCAUUUGCUCAGCGAUGCGGCCGCCUUCAAGUUGAGCGAACAGCAGCAGCAGGCGCACAUAAUCUAACCGCGAGGUUGGCUUCGCUUCCACCUAAUGCAUAUGUGAAACGAGACAAGAGCGAACGAAACGAGAGAGUGAAUCAUCACGGAGGCAACACAAGUUGAACAAAUUCUUUGCGCCGCUUUUAAGCUUACUUUUAAGUUUGUUUUUAAGCCAGCUUGUAAGCUAGCUUUCUUGUAAACCAGCUUUUAAGCGAGCUUUUAAGCAUAAUUUAAAAUGUGCUUUACAGCUUGAUUGUAAACUAGCUUUAUUGUGAACUAACAUUUGCUUUAAAGCUUGAUUGUAAACUUGAUUUCUUUUAAACGUGCUUUGAAGCGAACUUUGCUUUAAAGCUUGAUUGUAAACUAGUUAUCUUUAAAACGUGCUUUGAAACAAGCUUUUAAGCCUAAAAACUUGAUUGUAAAAUAGCUUCGCUUUAAAGCUUGAUUUUAGACUAGCUUUAUAGCUUGCAUUCAAACUAGUUUUGAAGUUUGCCUUAAAAUCAGCUUUAAGGCUAGAUUUUAAACAAGCUUUAAAGCUGUUGUUGAAACAAGAUGUAAAGCUUGAAAGCCUAAAGCCUCAUAACUGGAUUACAAACAAGCUUAAAAGCUAAAAUUUCAAGCCAGCUUCAUUUUUCUUGGCGUUUUCCACUAUCUUCAAUGAUUUUAUUCUAUUUCGAUGUUAUUUUCGAUCUUUGGAUUUCAAUGAAUCUCUUCAUCAUUCUAUUUCUAUGUUAACGUUAGGCUUCAAGUGCCACGCUGCAAAUUAAUCUUUUCAAUUAGACAUUUCAAAUAUUUUUUAAUAUUUAGAGUAUUCAAUUUCGUUGGCAAUUUUAGUUGCUUUCAAAGCAGAGUUUAUAGAAAAUUAUAAUCAAUUUCCUCUUUCAAUAAGCUCUUCCAAUUAGUCACUUGAGUUUCAAACUAAAAAAUUAUGCGCUAUAUAUGUAUUUCAAAGCACAUUUGCAAACAUUUUCAAUGCGGUUCGUCGCUGUCUCCUUUUGCAAUGCUUCAAAAGCAACAAAUUGCGCGUGGAAGCGCAAAACACACACACAAACACAUGAAUAAAAUAACUAUACAACUAUAAGCUAUACAGAUCAAGGAAACACACACACACAUAAACCGUAUAUAUAUAUAUAUUAUAUACAGAUAUAUUAUUUUGUAAGUUGAAUGUUUUGCCUUUAGUCAGCUCUAUGCAAAACUUUAGACCUAAAAGCCCACUCCACUCCACUCCCCUCAAGAAAAAGACCUUCCCCUAAUUGUACGUAUUUGCUUCUAAGAUUUAGUAUUAGUUUUACAUUUGUAUUAUAAUACAUGGCUUUUUUCAUGUAGUGCCCAUCAAAAAUCCUACCUACCCAAGCCCCUUUCCCCUUGAAAAGAAAGAGAGAGGAUAACGCUCAUUUAAAACGUAUUUUAAAUUGAUUACAUCAUAAAAGUAAGCAAAAAUUUAACAUACAAAUAACAUUUUGUGCAGUUAACAGACAGUACAAUAACAAUAAUAAUAAAACACAAAAGAAUCGCCUGUAAUAAACUCUAUAUAUAUAUAUUUUACGUCGCACUCUUUAUCAUUUUAAUGUUAAACAAAGUCUGCAAAUCAUCAAGAAGAACAAAAAAAGUCAUAAUUGUAAUUACUAACGAAAAAAAUUGUGUUCCCAUUUUAGAAAUUAAUUCAUUCAAUUGUAAAAACAAACAAAACAUUUUAUUUAGCCACCUUAACAAAUUGUAACAUUAUCUCGAAUUUUUUGGGUUUUUUUGGCGUUUUUGUAAAUGGGAACACCACCGAACGAAAUCGACAAAAAUGCGACAAAAUGAAAACCAGAACACAACAAUCACUAGCGCUUAAGAGAGACACUCAUACACACACACACAAUCUUGAUAUUGAUUUGAAAGUCUCCAUUUUCACAAUUUACACAUAACAAUUUUUGUUUCGCAAACGAAUUAUGAUUAAUUAUGCUGUUGGGAGCUUCAGAAUGUGCAUUUAAGCUGUGUAAAGACUUGGAAAAGACUUUUUUUUAUUUGUAACUAAGUUCGUUUAAUAUAUAUAUAUAUAUAUUCACAUUUAAGACUCAUUUUAUUUAAGCAAUUUAACAAAACGUUUUUUUUAUACUUAUUUAAAAAAAGAAUACAUUUUUGUAAUUUCUUUUUUUUACAAUUUAUACAAGCAAAAAAACACUCAGUCUCAAUUAAAUGUUUGCCAUACUCUUAGUAUAUAUUAU